ACCACAUCGAAAAUUUCUGUUUCGAAGUGACAGUUUUGACAUUGACAUUUCUGACGUUCUCAUUUUUGACAUCUGUAAAAUUUCGCUCAUAACCUCAACUGAAAGCGUGUAGUGUUGAACACAAAAUUUGUUUCAAUUGAAUUCGCUAAAUAUUACGGUGUUUUAUAAAAAUUUGAGUUGUUUGUGAGUGAUAAAUUAAGUUUGAAAAAACAAAUAAAAUCAAUGUGAACACUUCUACUAAUAAAAAAUACCCGAUAUGUCUGCUGCAAUGAUAACAAAUGAGAAUAUUGCGAGUUUGGCAGUUGUUGUAGUUGGCGUAUGUGCAAUCGAAGAAGCGAACAAGAGAAAAAGGAGAUGGUGGGAGAGGCCACAUUUGGGUGUGAAUCAGCGUUCCGUUUAUGGCCAGUACGAACUUCUACAACAAAUGCGAAUAUCGGACGAGGAAAGCUUCGCAUCAAUUUUACGAUUCCGACCUGAUUCGUUUGACAAACUCCUCACACUCGUUGGUCCAUUAAUAACACAUUACUCAAACCGAGAACCAAUCAAUCCAUCAACUCGCCUGGCAGUGACACUUAGAUAUCUGGCGACUGGAGAGUCAUUUAAGUCUCUAUCAUACACCUACCGAUUGGGUAAAUCAACAACUGGCGAAAUUAUUGCUGAGACACUGGCAGCAAUAUACAAUGCACUGAGACCAACAAUGCUCCCAGACCUUGAUACGGAAAAAUGGCUUAAAAUUGCUGACGGCUUCAAUAGUCGAUGGAAUGUACCGAAUAGCUGUGGGCCCGUUGAUGGUAAACAUAUCCGUAUCAAGAAACCAGAACAUAGCGGUUCAGAGUUUUUCAAUUAUAAAGGUUUCUUUUCCGUCGUAAUGAUGGGUGUCGCCGAUCCUGGGUAUAGAUUUUUAGCAGUCGAUGUCGGAUGCCAGGGUCGCAAUAACGAUGCUGUUGUUCUGAACAAUUCGAAAUUUGGACAAAAAUUGUUAAACGGGACUUUGAAUCUUCCUGGCGAAAGGGAGAUUAAGCAUGGACCCAAAAUCCCGCACUAUUUGCUUGGCGAUGAAAUGUUUGGUCUUCAACCGUACUUAAUGGUACCUUACCCAGGCCGCGGCACCGGCAAGCUGACAUACACCCAAAAAACGUUCAACUACCGACAUUCUCGUGCUAGGAGAAUAAUCGAGUGCACUUUUGGCAUAUUCACUCAAGUGUUCGGUAUUUUCUUAACAUCAAUCAAUGCACCUCCCGAAACCGUUGACUUGAUUGUGAUGGCUGCUGUAUGCCUUCACAAUUUCCGAAUAUCAGAAAAUGAAUCAGGUGAUUUACAAGAAAAUGGUUUUUAUGAUGGGGGAAUGCGAUCAGGUAUGGAAUCAGUGUUUGAAGCACCAGGUCCGAACGCUCCUAUUCCAAGGUCACCGCAAGCCAUCAGAGAUGAGUUAGCAAGUUAUUUCCAGGAUCAAGGAACUACACCACCAUUCGAUAACACUGACUCUUUGACUCGAGCUCGAAGCAUCAGAGAUGAGCUAGCUGAAUACUUCACGACUGGCGGAAGAGUUCAUUGGCAGGACCAGUUUAUUCAUUGAUUUGCGAAAGAUUUCCGUUUUUAUUGAAACUGUGAUGUAUUGAAGUGUUCGUAAAAUUUUUUAUUAAAAGUUAAGAAACGAAAAAGUAAAUUUCAAAUU
Molecule: messenger RNA, 1675 nt
Organism: Bradysia coprophila
Lineage: Eukaryota; Metazoa; Arthropoda; Insecta; Diptera; Sciaridae
Product: protein ALP1-like
Source: RefSeq, a predicted model, not a curated record